CCACAUGAGUGCUGAGAGGUGGGGUUUCUCCUCUGUUGUCUCUGCCCUGGGCAAGAGAACAACUGGUACAAGGCACUUUGAGAGUAGCUUCACCAUCUGGGAGGGAAGCAGCUCCCCGCAGGAGAAGGGCUUCUGAAGGGGCCGGCUGAGGGAUUCAGUGAAGGUUUAUUCUGUGCUGAGAUGUGCAGCUGCUGCAAGGAGAUCAGUUUUGCUGCCUGUGAAGAGAAAAAACAAGCAAGCUGCCACUAUUACAACAAACAAACAAACUCUCACAAAAACCAGCGACUGUGGAGGUGUAAAUCUCUUCAUGACCAACACUGACAUCCUGUCAUUGAACAUUUUGGAGAGGCAGCUAAGAUUUCAGCUGGGGAAACGCCGUGCCACAGCAUCAAGAGACAACACCUGCGCCCCCCUGGCCUUCCACAGUAAUUGCUUUGCACCAUGGGAAAUGGCAUGAACAAGGUUCUCCCUGGACUUUACCUUGGGAACUUCAUAGAUGCCAAAGAUUUGGAGCAACUGAGCAGGAAUAAGAUCACUCACAUUAUUUCAAUCCAUGACUCUCCCCAGCCACUACUGCAGGAAAUUACUUAUCUUCGCAUUCCUCUGCCGGAUACACCCGAGGCCAACAUCAAGAAGCACUUUAAAGAAUGUAUCAGUUUUAUCCACUACUGUCGCCUGCAUGGAGGGAACUGCCUUGUUCACUGCCUUGCGGGGAUCUCCCGGAGCACCACCAUUGUUGUCGCCUAUGUCAUGGUGGUGACAGAGCUAAGCUGGCAAGAGGUAUUGCAGGCGGUAACAGCAGUGCGGCCGAUUGCUAAUCCCAACCCCGGCUUCAAGCAGCAGCUGGAGGAAUUCGGCCGUGGCCCCGCACGAAAGAUUCACAGACACCUGGAGCAGAGAUAUGGAGCUGACACGUUCAAUGAUGAGAAGGAGAUAAGGCUCCUGCUUCCAGCAGACAGAGAAGGCACAUCCAGGACAGAUGGACCCAUGCAGGGACUGGUGCCAAGGAGCAGAGACAUCAAGAACACAGUCCCCUUUCUGCUACGAGUGAAGCAGAUGUUCUCCUGCAUCCCCACGUGUCUGAAGUGAGUCCGGCUGAGGCACAGAGAGGAGGGAAGUGAGGCAUUCUGGGAAAGUGCAUAGCCUAAUGUAUCAGACUGGCAAAUGCCAAGGCCUAGAAAGGGACAUCCCUGCUAUUGUAUGUCAUGGGAGAGGUAUGGUCCCAUGGAGCAAGCACAGGCAUGGGAGCCAGGAACUCCUGGGUUCCCAUCCAAGCUCUAUAGUCUUUCUGUGGCCUUGGGCAAGUCACCUAACAUCUGCCUCAGUUUCCCCAUCUAAAGUGUGGGGGGUUAAUUCUUAUGUUUCUAUUUCCCAGGCUGCUGUGAGGGUUGGUUAGUAAAUAUACAAAGGACAGUGGGAGGGUUAGAUGUGCUGACUGUCAUCAUAAGUGAACAGA
This is a messenger RNA of Gopherus flavomarginatus (Mexican gopher tortoise), 1456 nucleotides long. It is a transcript of the gene DUSP15, whose product is annotated as dual specificity phosphatase 15. Gene Ontology annotation, biological process: regulation of cell population proliferation; transforming growth factor beta receptor signaling pathway; protein dephosphorylation. NCBI's taxonomy places the organism in Eukaryota, Metazoa, Chordata, Testudines, Testudinidae. The transcript has 7 exons. Gene Ontology annotation, molecular function: protein tyrosine/serine/threonine phosphatase activity. Gene Ontology annotation, cellular component: cytosol. The record is from RefSeq and is a predicted model, not a curated record. The coding region runs from base 442 to 1089 and encodes 215 amino acids.